CUAGUACUAAUCUUUGCGACUUCGUUCACCAUGGUCGACGCCUCGGACGCCGGUCCUUCGACCUCAUAUACAGCCUUUAGAAAGACCGAGAAACACUUCAAGAAUCGGUCUUCGCAAUCUCGAUUACCUACGCUUUACGCUUGUGAGGCAUCUCGAGCUGCACUGGACGUUUCGCGACCGGACAGGCAGGAGGACGAUCCCGUGUGGCAGGCGAGUUGGUGGGGUGCUGAGCAACAGAAUGUGAGAAGGCGAUUUCAACGGGAUAAAGGCAAGAGGCCAGAGCUUUCAGAAGUGCCGAGGGAGGUGAGAUGUGGAUCGAAGACGGGCUACGUGGUAUCUGAGGGUUGUAUCCUCUUACCUGGAUAUCUAGACAAUGAGGCUCAGCUCGACCUGCUGGAAGCCGCUCUCUCACAAUACACACUUCCUCCAAAUCCGUUGAGUAUAUCGACGCAUUACGACCUGCCACCAAACCUCUUUGAAAUGUAUGCCAAUGAGUCUAAAGAACUCAUCCCAACCCUUGCACCCUGCGCGGAAACUCCUGAAUCGACAGGUAAAGAAAAGCCUGCGGAGAGGUGGAUAGGCAGGAAGACGGUCGAUACACCCGCAGGCCAUGUAGUUGGAUAUGAAGAGAUAUUGUCGAAAAAUCGACAGUGGACAGCGGAUCCGCCUAGCGAAAAGCUCGGGAGCAAGACCGCCGGGGAACUCAUGAAGGAAAUGAGGUGGGCUAAUCUUGGUUGGGUAUAUCAGUGGUCUGUCAAGUCAUACGACUUUCGCCCUGAUAGUCCCAUUACAUUUCCGCCGAAUCUCUCCACGUUGUGCGUCGAGGUCGUAAAGAGCGUUCCAUGGGAUCAUGUCCUUAGCGCAGACUCAAACGUCGGCCACAAGGCCUGGGUCAACGAUUAUGUCCCCGAUACCGGUAUCGUAAACUUUUAUCAGACGAAUGACACCUUGAUGGCACAUGUUGAUCGAGCAGAACUUGACCCAUCAAGACCUCUAGUUUCUGUCUCGCUCGGUCACGCUUGUGUCUUUCUCCUCGGCACUUCGUCUAGGGAUGACCAGCCUUUACCUAUCAUUCUUCGAUCUGGCGAUGUCCUCGUCAUGUCAGGGACGGGCAGGCAGAACUAUCAUGGGGUUCCACGAAUCAUGGAAGGCACGCUGCCCAGUCAUUUUGAGCCGUCCGAGAAAGACUCUGUCGCUUUAUCCGCGGCGAAACGGUGGAUUCACGGUGGAAGGAUCAACAUCAAUGCAAGGCAGGUCUUCCCACCGGGAUUCAAGCGUGUGUAGCGGAAGGUCGUUAUGCAUGACGCGCGAGUGAGCUGCU
Molecule: messenger RNA, 1321 nt
Organism: Kockovaella imperatae
Lineage: Eukaryota; Fungi; Basidiomycota; Tremellomycetes; Tremellales; Cuniculitremaceae
Exons: 7
Coding region: 31-1284 (417 amino acids)
Cellular component (GO): cytoplasm; nucleus
Source: RefSeq, a predicted model, not a curated record